This is a messenger RNA of Rhineura floridana, 1926 nucleotides long. It is a transcript of the gene LMF1, whose product is annotated as lipase maturation factor 1. Gene Ontology annotation, biological process: protein maturation. The transcript is spliced from 11 exons. Gene Ontology annotation, cellular component: endoplasmic reticulum membrane. NCBI's taxonomy places the organism in Eukaryota, Metazoa, Chordata, Lepidosauria, Squamata, Rhineuridae. The record is from RefSeq and is a predicted model, not a curated record. The coding region runs from base 92 to 1816 and encodes 574 amino acids.
GUGGCGUCUCCAGGCAGCGCCGCCCGGUUCCGGGGGCGCACGCGCCGUGCUGCGCCGGGGCGCCGGCUCCGCCCAGCCCUGGCCAGCAGGCAUGGCUUCGAGCAGGGAGGACCUGAGGCGGCGGCGAGGGGCCGGUGGGAAGGUCGCCGCUGCCGCCGCCGCCGCCACCGCAGCAGCGGGAGGAGGAGGAGACGCCCCCGGCGCGCGAGAGCCGCGCAGCCCCGCGGCGCCCUCCCUCCUGCGCCCCGGCACCUUCUGGCUGACGCGCCUGGCGCUCCUGCGCGCCACCGCCUUCAUUUACUUUAUUGCUUUUUUGGUGGCUAAGCAUCAGAACAAGGCCCUUAUUGGAGAGCAGGGACUCCUGCCUUGCAAGCUGUACUUGGAGAGCAUCAAGCGGUAUUUCAAGGGGAAGAUCAGCCUGGAGGCCUGGAGCUAUGCCCCGACUUUGAUUUGGUUCUUUGAUUGGUCCAGCAUGGACAGCAUCCUGGAUGGCUUUGCCCUGGCCGGCCUGGCGAUCUCAGCGUUCGUCCUGGUCACCGGAUGCGCCAACGUGAUUCUCAUGACAGCUCUAUGGGUGCUUUACCUCUCGUUAAUUAACGUGGGACAGGUCUGGUAUUCCUUUGGAUGGGAAUCUCAGCUUCUGGAGACAGGUUUCCUGGGAAUAUUCCUCUGCCCGUUCUGGACACUUUCCCCAUUGCCCAAACACACCCCGCCUUCCCGCGUAGUCAUCUGGGGCUACCGAUGGCUUAUUUUCAGAAUCAUGCUUGGUGCGGGUUUGAUUAAAAUCCGAGGGGAUCGUUGCUGGAGAGAUCUGACAUGCAUGAACUAUCAUUAUGAGACGCAGCCUGUGCCAAACCCUGUGGCCUAUUACAUGCACCGCUCGCCAUGGUGGUUCCAUCAGUUCGAGACGCUCUUCAACCACGUCAUUGAGCUGGCUGUGCCCUUCCUCGUCUUUCUUGGCCGGCGCCUGUGCAUCGUGCACGGGGUUCUGCAGAUUCUCUUCCAGGUGCUCCUCAUUGUGAGCGGGAACUUGAGCUUCCUUAACUGGCUAUCGAUUGUGCCCAGCAUUGCUUGUUUCGACGAUGCCUCCUUGGGGUUCCUUUUCAGCUCCAAAGAGAAAAGUCUGAAGGCCAGAGUGCUGGAGAUGCAAGUCAGAGAGGCAGCUGGGAAAUCAGAGCCCUUGCGACCUGGUUGCUACAUCCGCAAGGUAGUGAACCUAUCCUUCGGGAUCCUGAUUGCCUUCCUCAGCAUCCCAGUGGUUAUCAAUUUGCUUAGCUCCCGACAACUCAUGAACACUUCCUUCAACCCUCUCAGGAUAGUCAACACCUACGGGGCCUUUGGAAGCAUCACCAAAGAGAGAACUGAGGUCAUAAUUCAAGGGACAUCCAGCCUGGAUCCCAACGACUCUGCUGCAAUUUGGGAAGAGUAUGAAUUUAAGUGUAAACCUGGGGACCUGCACAGGAGACCCUGCCUAAUAAGUCCGUACCACUAUCGCCUGGACUGGCUCAUGUGGUUUGCUGCAUUCCAGACCUACGAACAAAAUGAAUGGAUGAUCCACUUAGCCGGAAAGCUUUUGGCCAACGAGAAGGAAGUUUUAUCUCUGAUGGCAUUCAAUCCGUUUGAGGGCAAGGCCCCACCAAGAUGGGUCCGAGGGGAACACUUCAAGUACAAGUACAGCAGGCCAGGAGGGAAGCAUGCUAGAAAUGGGAAAUGGUGGAUCCGAAAGCGCAUCGGACCCUAUUUCCCACCAGUCAAUCUUGAGGGCUUGAGGAAGUUUUUUGAGGCUCGGAACUGGCCUCAACCAAAGCAAGACUGAUGAACUGUUGAAUGCCUUGACUUCGAAAAUCCUACUUUUUUUUUUUAAUUAAGUCUGUAAUUUUUUUUCACUUUCAGCAUUUUACAUUAAAAUGGACAAGGCGGUAUAAA